Messenger RNA from Ambispora gerdemannii, 1332 nucleotides. The record is from the annotation of a GenBank genome assembly. Lineage: Eukaryota; Fungi; Glomeromycota; Glomeromycetes; Archaeosporales; Ambisporaceae.
AUGUCUUCGUACCCGCUACGUAAUGUUUCUUCGCAUGUCGGUGCAAUUGCUGGCCCUUCAAGCGGCGCAAAAAGAAGAAACGUACCGGAAUCACCACCAAUAAUUCAGCAAAUUAGAAAAAGACGACCUGCUAUUAAUGAUCGGACCCUCCCAACACAGAUAGAAGGGCUUGUACCAGAAUCUCGAUUAUAUACAGAACUGCAAAACUUUGAAAAGAGGUUAGAUGCAACCAUCAUGAGAAAACGACUAGAAAAUCAAGAAGCAAUUGCUACAAAGCACAUGAAGUCUAAGCGAAUUCUCCGAGUAUUCGUGUCAAACACUGCAACGAAUCAGAAUAUUCAAGACGAAGAAGAGCCAGAACUUGACUUCCAGGCUGGAAGCAUUCCAUCUUGGACUCUAAGAAUCGAAGGAAGAUUGUUGGACCCUCCAUAUUCGGCAGCAAGAGGUCGAACAGCCAAAAAAUUCUCUACGUUCUUUAAAUCAAUUAUUGUUGAACUAGAUCGAAACCCCGAUCUGUAUCCUGAAGGAAAUACAAUGGAGUGGACACGAAAUACAUCAACCCAAGAAUGCGAUGGUUUUGAAAUAAAGCGUAAAGGAGAUCAAAACAUCAAGGCUAAAAUACUUCUUACUUUGGAAAAUCGACCUGAAAGAUAUAAGUUAACUCCAGCAUUUGCAAGUUUAUUGGAUAUACGAGAAGAAACAAAGUCAGGGAUAAUUAGAGCUAUGUGGCAGUACGUUAAGAUUAACAAAUUACAAGAUCCGGAUAAUCAGAGAAUCAUUAAUUGUGAUAAACAUCUUGAAGCGAUAUUUAAUAAGGAUAGAAUAGCUUUUCCAGAACUUCCCGAAUUAUUAAAUCCAUUAUUGGAUCCUGUUGAUCCUAUUGAAAUUGAGUACACAAUUAGAGUCGACAAAAGUUUCCAUACUUCAAGAUUUGCGUAUGAUGUUGAGGUAGAAGUGGACGAUAUUCUAAGACAAAGAAUGAUUAACGCGAUUGAGAAUACCAAUCAUCAUAGAGAAAUACAAGAAUUGGAUGAAAAGAUCAUGCAAUGUGUGCAGAGUAUAAAUAACUCCAAAACAAAGCGUGAUUUCAUGAUGAAAUUUGCUCGAUCACCGGCUGAAUUUAUUCAAAAGUGGAUUGCUAGCCAAAGCCGAGAUUUGGAGAUUAUAUUGGGUGAGACUCGAGCAAAUCUCGAAGAACAACGUCAGGCAGAUUUCUUUAAGCAACCUUGGACACAUGAUGCUGCCUUUCAUUAUAUGGCUUCAAUGACUCAGCGAAAAAUGCACGAAUUAUUAGGAAGAGGUGCAUCCGGCAAUAACGCUGGUGGUAAUUGA